Molecule: messenger RNA, 13688 nt
Organism: Temnothorax curvispinosus
Lineage: Eukaryota; Metazoa; Arthropoda; Insecta; Hymenoptera; Formicidae
Gene: zfh2
Product: zinc finger homeobox protein 3
Exons: 6
Coding region: 1211-11113 (3300 amino acids)
Biological process (GO): regulation of transcription by RNA polymerase II
Cellular component (GO): nucleus
Molecular function (GO): DNA-binding transcription factor activity, RNA polymerase II-specific; RNA polymerase II cis-regulatory region sequence-specific DNA binding; zinc ion binding
Source: RefSeq, a predicted model, not a curated record
CCGACGUGGGCACUUCGCUCUGUCCGGCCUUUCCUUCAUUAAAAUAUUAUAUCCGUGCGUGUAGAGAGAGGAGAGAGCCGCGGAGCCCCGGCAAGAACCCUUGCCGCCGUUAUCGCGCCACGUACGACGCACUUUUGUCACCCCCUCGUCAAGGACCCUGGCACGCUUGUUCGCCGAGGGGCUGCUUCUUCGCGCGGACGUAACGCGUUGUUUUUUUUUUCGUUCGUUCGUUCGUUACCGUUGUGAUCAUUGGUAGAAGAAAAUAGGCCUGGUAACACCGCAUCUCAAAAAGGACGGAAGCCCAUUAGAAAGAACAAAAGCAACAGGAAUAUAAAGGAAAUUUUGCGUUGCCACGUUGGAAAACCGACUCAACUUAGGGAAAGCAAUUAGGAAAGGAACAACAAAAAGGGAGAUAUUAGUUCUUUAUUAAUUUUACUGGACUGAGAUAUUGAAAAGGAGGAAGAAGAGACUUCUCAAAUGUAAACGGAAAAGCAGUGGCUCGGUGCAUGGAGAGCAUACAUUCAUUCGGUGCGAGCGAGUUGAUGGGUCGAGUCCCGGAAGACACUAAGAUGCAGUUUUGGGUACCGCCUUAUAAAAUAUUGGAGCAAGAGAGGAAACUUAUAAACAAGAUAAAGCAGAUACUUUGAACAAAUAAAAAUAAGGCAUGUUACGGCGUAUGUCCGUCAUUCUCACAACGUGUCAAGGAGUGUUCGGAUGGUAAACUCGCUCAUCGGCUCGCGAACCGCCUCGAAGACUGUGUGUUGUGCUCCAAUAUCGUUCCUCUCAACGUUCCUAUCGCGCUUCCUCCGUCCGUGGUUCCUCGACUCGCGCAGGAUACCUAGUGGAAACUCGAAUUGAAAGUGGAAAGUGCUAGACGCUGUUUUGCCAACGGUUCGCGAGAAGAGCGAAAGAGCAAAGGAAAAAUCGCUUUGUGCUUCAAGAGAGUACAGUGAGAGUCCAAGGGUGCGAGUGCAACUGCAGGCAAAAAAGGAAAACCGAGAGUUCGGGAUAUGAACCCAGGUACGACCUGGGCUUGCGUCGGGGUAGCUAGUGAACCGUCCCUUCGUGAGGAGGAAUAUAAGACGGGGAGGCAGUCGGCGUGGAAGCGGGCGAAUCCGCACGGAAGAAGAGUCCGUGGAGGAAGUCCGGAGAACGCAGGCGCAGACGCCGUAGGUGAUGUGAGGCUGGCGCCCGCCUCACGUCUGGGGUGAUGCCCUCCAGUGAGCCUCAUCCCCCGUACCACCUUCAGCACCACAACAUUCCUCCCUCGCAUCUACAGCAGCACACGCCGAGCGCGAUCGAGCAUCACUUCUUGCAGCUGGUGGCGGCCCAUCAUCAGCAACAGCAACAGCGACAGCAGCAACACGGCGGACCCUUCCAAAAUUCCACGUACACGCAGCAGAAGCAGGAGAUGAGCCCGGAGGAGGAGGGGGGCCGAGUGGGUGGGUCCCCCCCUGCGGCUGGGGCUGCACUUCAUCAGCCCCAUCAUCCCCGCACGGCUAGUCCACCUUCGGGCACAGAACCCUGCACCCGCGACGCGAUACCAACACCCACACCUAUCGCUGACACCACCACCACAGCCACCACGACUAUGACGAUGCAGUCGCAGAGUCAGCAGCAAAAGGGUCCCAGCCCGAGUCCGAGCCCGACGGGUGGUGACGUAGAGAAAUUCGACGGUAAAAUCGUCUACAACCCGGACGGCUCAGCCUAUAUCAUCGAAGGCGAGAGCGAACUCAGCGAGGACGACUCUCUGCCCGACGGUUGUAUUGUAGAUGGGCGCGGUGUAUCGGUUCCUCACUCCUUAGUUUUCCCACAAAUCGCGAGCGCGUAUUAUGUAUCGCGGUUAUACGCGCAUCAGGCCUACCAGCAGCAGCAGCAACAGCAACAACAGCGCUCGGCGACCCAACAGCACAAUCCCGAUCUUCCCGUGAUGCACAGUUAUCGGGUGAUCAGUUACAGGAGCGCGGAGGGUAGUAAACAGCCCCCUCCGGCGCCCACAGCACCGCCGCCGCCUGCCGCGUCAGUACCCGUCAAACCUAUCCUAAUGUGUUUCAUAUGCAAGCUCAGUUUUGGCUACGCGAAAAGUUUCGUCGCGCACGCCCAGGGCGAGCAUCAACUUACCCUAAUGGAAGACGAACGACAGAUACUCUCUCACUCGACGGCGUCGGCCAUUAUACAGGCCGUGGGUAGAGGAAAACAGCCGCUUGUUAGUUUUCUAGAACCUGUCACGAGCUCGACUUGCACCCAGGCGUCGCCCACGCAGAUACAAGCUCAACAACAACAGCAACAACGUAGCGAAUCCAACGAACACGAGACAACGCCGACCACAACGAGCACUCCGGCGAGCACACCCGGCGUACCUAGCAGUCCCCAGCAGCAGCAACAAUCGCAACAGACGCAACAGCAACGACCAUCGCCAAACACUCCCACCACGCCCACGUCACACUCGAGUCACCCUCUCACGUACAAUCAUCAACAACAACAGCAGCAGCAUCCGUGGACCGGCGCGCAAGUGAGCGCCGCGUCCUGGGCCAAAGCUCCAGACGCCAUGCAUUACAGUUCACCACCACCGCCUACUUCAUCCACCAAAGGAUCUCCAUCUUCGUACGCCGCUCUCACUCAGGCCCCACCGAACUUUCUAACCGGCACCACGAUAGGUGUCUGUCCGGAGCACAUGCAAGGUAGACCAAGCGGAGUGGAGUGUCCGAAAUGCGAACUCAUAUUGACGAGCAGUCGGCUUGCCGGUCCUGGCGGAGCGCUCGCUGGAAUACAUAGUCGAAAUUCUUGCAAAACCUUGAAAUGUCCGAAGUGCAACUGGCAUUACAAAUAUCAAGAGACUCUCGAAAUACACAUGAAGGAAAAACAUCCGGAGAGCGAAACAUCCUGUUUUUAUUGCAAUGCAGGUCAACCUCAUCCCAGGUUAGCGCGCGGCGAAACGUAUACCUGUGGCUACAAACCGUACAGGUGCGAAGUGUGCAAUUACUCCACCACGACGAAGGGCAAUCUCAGCAUACAUAUGCAAAGCGACAAGCAUCUGAACAACAUGCAAGAACUGCAGCAGGGAGGCGGGGGUGGCUCCGGUACCAGCAAUCCCUCCUCGUCUCAGGACGCGCCAAUGCCGACGCGGAGUCCCCACCAUCAGCAGAAUCACAGCCCACACCGGGCCGUACAAAGUGGCAAUCAGAGCAAACCGAAGCUCUCGUUUCGCUGCGACAUAUGCAACUACGAGACAAACGUCGCGCGCAACUUGAGGAUACACAUGACGAGUGAGAAGCAUACGCACAACUCGAUGGUGCUGCAUCAGAACAUUAAACACAUGCAAACCCUGUCCGCGUUGUCCCACCAUCAACAGGCGCAACACCAUCAUCAACAACAACAGCAACAGCAACUCGAGCAUUUGCUCCACUUAGGCGGCCUGGACAAACCGCAACCCACGGAAGCGGCAUUGGCCGACUUAGCUUACAAUCAAGCGGUAUUGAUGACAAUGAUGACCGGCGGUCAAAUGCCGCAGUUUCCGCCAGAACUCAUAGGCUCCAUAGCAAGCGCGGCUGCCAUGAGCAAUCUUGGCGGUGACGUUGGACUUUCGCCGGACAGCAUGGAGCCGCCACCGGAACCCGCGGAUCAGGAUCCUAACCAUCUGUAUCAGUGCUGCAUCUGCAACAAUUUUGCGACUGAUUCGCUCGAGGCCCUGAGCCAUCAUCUAGCCGUGGACAGAACGAGAACCCGCGAGGGUGACAUACUCGCAGUGGCGAACGCGCACUUCGUCUGCAAACUCUGUACCUACAAAACCAACCUGAAGGCAAAUUUCCAGUUGCAUUGCAAGACUGACAAGCAUUUGCAGCGGCUGCAGCAUAUGAACCACGUGAAAGAGGGUGGCCCGCGUAACGAAUGGAAGCUCAAGUAUUUAGCGUCACCCACGAGCGCGGCGCAAUUGCGCUGCCACGCGUGCGAUUACUACACCAAUAGUGCUCAUAAAUUGGCCCUACACGCCGCCUUGCCAAGACACGAAGCUGCAUCUCUUCUGCUCCGUCAUCUGCUUGAAGCGAGCAGCAACAUCCAAACCCCCGGAAAAUGGUAUCACUGCGUGAUAUGCGGAUUUAGCGCCCGGCACCGAUUGCCGCUUUUGCAACACGUGAGAUCAUUGCGGCACCUUCACAUGGAACAGAUACACCACAUUCAUAGGAGAAGCACCCUCUCGGGGAACGAAUCCCCGCACGCGGAUAUCAGCGUCAUGUUUCAGGUGACGAGUGAUCCCGAUGUGCCAUCCACGCAACAGCCCAGCCCGACCACGCCAACGACACCCAACGCUACGAGCACCAACAAUGAGCGACGAGAGGAAGGUAGUGAUUGCGGUAGUGAAGUGAAACAGGAACCGGACAACGAUCCAGAACCGGAAGCCGAGGCCGAGAAUGACCAAGAAGAAAUUACGUGCCUAUACUGUACGUAUCAGCCGACGUCGCGGGAAGAAUUACGACAGCAUUUGCAAGUGGCUCACGUUCAAGAUAUUGAGGAGAAAACUGAAACGGUGAAGGAAGAGCCGGCGACGGAAUUGUUAUGCCCGUUGUGCCAAGAUAGUUUCAAGGAACGUCCCGCCCUGGAAAAGCACGUGAUGCAAAUUCACUCCGUUAAUACCGACGGUCUGCAAAGGCUACUGUUAUUGGUGGAUCAGAGCCACUGGCUAAACAAUAAUCGGAAUACCUCGACGCCGGCUGUAACGACCGUAACGACGCCGACGUCGCCCACGACAACGACGAAGACCCACCAGGAAGAAGAGAUGAGUGAACGAGGUGAUAGUGACGAGAUCGAGUUAGCCAGGUGUAACAAGUGCGACCGAGUUUGGCGUUCGAUUGAAGAAUUUCGGCAACAUCAUUGUCGGGAAGCUCAUCCGACCGCCACGCCUACCUUGGCGGUUAGCGAGAAACAUGUUUAUAAAUAUCGGUGCGUACAGUGUAGUCUCGCGUUCAAAACCUUAGAGAAACUUCAACAACACUCGCAGUAUCACGCUAUUAGAGAUGCAACUAAAUGUGCCCUGUGCGGACGGUCUUUUCGUUCAGUUCAAGCGCUUCAGAGACAUCUGGAAUCUGUCCACGAACUCCACGAAGACGAGAUGGCUCAGUAUAAACAGAGCUUGCUCCACGCGCAUCCCCUUCUUCAGGCAAUAACGGAAGAAACGUUGAAGAGACAGGCCGGUCUGGCAAGCGAGCUGCAUGUGGAAGAUGACGCUGCUAGAGGUGACGAGGAGGAAAGUGAUGCCAGUGAUUCGUCUCCAUUGCAGAAGGAACAACGACUGCUAGAGGAUUAUCUAAACAGUCAAACGAUCGCUGAGGAUUCCUAUCAAGAUCCGAGUCGAAAAUUCAAGUGUCACCGAUGCAAGGUAGCUUUCACGCGUCAAAGCUAUCUGACUGGCCACAACAAGACUUUGCUGCAUCGUAAAGGUGAAAAAAUGUCUUAUCCCAUGGAAAAAUAUUUAGAUCCUAAUAGACCAUAUAAAUGCGACGUUUGUAAAGAGAGCUUCACGCAGAAGAACAUCCUUCUGGUACAUUACAACAGCGUAAGUCAUUUACAUAAAUUGAAACGAGCAAUGCAGGAGCAAGGCAAUAACAACACAUUGAUCUCGGUGGUACCUCCAGCUAGCCCGACUGAAUCGCCCGAUUCUCAGCAAGAUCAAGACAAGAAACCGUACAAAUGCAAUAUCUGUAAAGUCGCUUACAGCCAAGGCAGCACUUUGGACAUCCAUAUGAGAAGUGUUCUUCAUCAAACGCGUGCCAGUAAACUGCAAGAUCUUGCAGCCAGUGGCCAGUUAGAUCUCGGUCGACCAUUGAUUGAACAACCACCGCUAAGUCCGAAUAGUCCACCUGCCAACACAAACACGGGCAAUACAGGAGGAAUGGCUUCCUGUUCGCGCUGCAAUAGUGUGUUCGUCAAUCAGGAUCAGCUCGCGGCACAUCAGCAGCUAUGCAAUAUUUUGAAUAACCCGGCAUUGGCAUUAUUUCAACAAUUUGCUGCAUCACAGCAAUUAGCUUCAUCCGCGCCGUCUAAGACGCCACCUCCUACAUCUACGACACCAGGGCCGCAACACAUGCAAUCAGCUACGCAACAUUCGCAGACGACGCAGGAUAUUCUCUCCCAGCCACGACACAAGACCUCGCAGAUGUAUAAGCAUCUAUUAGAAAGUUUUGGCUUCGAUCUUGUCAUGCAGUUCAAUGAGAAUCACCAAAGACGACAGCGCAAAGAGGAAGAAGCCGCCGCCGCCCUUCAAGCGCAGCAAGAGCAACAAAAGCAGGAACAACAGAAGCAAGCUCUCGCAGCUCAAGCCAUGCAGGAAAAAGAAGAAGAAACCGAAGAAACUCAUAUGGAUGACGAUGUGAUACCCGAACUUACGCGGAGCACCUGUCAACACUGCAACAAAGAAUUCAGCAGCGUUUGGGUUCUGAAGGCACAUUGUGAGGAGGUUCAUCGCGACCUCGUACCGCGCGAAUUUCUCGAGAAGUACGCUCAACAGUUCAAGUGCGAGUACGAAAAGAAAAGUGUCGUGGUGACUGUUGCGACGUCUUCGUCAACUACCACGGCGCCAAGAAGUUCUACGCCCGCCGCCGCACAACCUCAAGAUCUCAGUGCUGAUAAAGAAUCUCGUGAAAAGGAGAAGGAAGAAAAUGCCGAGAACAAAGAAUGUAUUAGCCGAACACCAGAAGCUACAUCUACCACUCCAGCGACCACCCCGGCGUUGAGCAACACGCCAGUUUCGAGUACAGAUUCAACGACGCCGACUGUGCUAUCUACCAAUCCGCAUCAUAUUCCACAACAGUCGCAACAGCAGCAGCAGCAGCAGCAACAAUUACAGCAACAACAACAGCAGCAACAGCAGCAGCAACAACAGCAAGCUCAACUUUCAUUUGCGCAACAAAUGACCGAAAUGCAAGCUGCUCUAAAUGCUGCAAUGGCUGCAUCGCAAUUGCAACAGUUACAACAAUAUCCAGGAUUGAUGAUGGGAAUGAUGGGAUUACCAUUGGGAUUAAACGUGCCCGCUUUAGCUGCCAUGAAUCUGCAACCACCUCUAGUGCCAAUGAUGCUACCGCCACCACCGUAUGAUGGUGCCACUACUGGUGCAUAUCCACCGAUUAACCAAGCAGAUCUUCUUGCCAAGCAGCAUCUUGCCCUUCAACAGCAGCAAGCGGCGGCGGCGGCAGCGGCAAAUGCAGCUGCAUCGCAGAAACGAGCGCGCACACGUAUCACGGAUGAGCAGCUAAAAAUACUACGGGCACAUUUCGAUAUUAAUAAUUCUCCUGGCGAAGAACAAAUCCUAGAAAUGGCCAGUCAGAGCGGUCUACCACCUAAAGUCAUAAAACAUUGGUUCCGAAAUACGUUAUUUAAAGAACGGCAGCGUAACAAAGAUAGCCCUUACAAUUUUAAUAAUCCGCCAAGUACUACCCUAAAUAUCGAAGAAUACGAAAAAACCGGUGAGGCGAAGGUAACACCGUUAAAUUCAAGUGUGUCCGGUAGCAGUUCCUCUGACGAUAAAAGUCCAAAUAAGCAAGCCACGCCUCCACCAUCUAUGCAAAACACCAGCGCGUCUCAAUCUACCGAGAUUAAGCAGGAAACACUCGAACAGUCGCACUGUCAACAACAGCAGCAAGCUGCGCAUCAAGAUGAGCAGCAUCACUCGCCCGGCAGCUCGGGUGGACAACAAUCGCGACCGCAUUCACCCGCGCUUAGUAUGAGUUCUGUAUUCUCAGCUAUUCAUCACGACAUUUCUUCCCACCCUCCGUCGACUACGAACGCCCCGAGUACUCCGAUGUUACCACCGAAAUUGGCUUCUCAGAACUUUGCCAAUCCAUCUCCGGGAACCGGUAGCGUAGUGCCAAGCGCGAUUGCCGCAAUAGCGCUCACCCCGCAGAGAUCUCUGAGCCCAGGUCGCGGACCGGCUGACUACUUUGGUGGUAACAGUAACGGCAGUAACACCUCCGGCGGUAGCUCUGGCAAACGGGCCAAUCGGACGAGAUUCACCGAUUAUCAGAUAAAAGUACUUCAGGAAUUCUUCGAGAACAACGCCUAUCCAAAGGAUGACGACUUGGAGUAUCUAAGCAAACUCCUCGGUUUAAGUCCGCGCGUGAUCGUGGUGUGGUUUCAGAAUGCUAGACAGAAGGCACGUAAGGUCUACGAAAAUCAACCUGCCACCGAACCCGUGACACCGGGUGGACGUGAAAGCGACGACGGAUCCGGUAGAUUUCAGAGAACCCCAGGCUUGAAUUAUCAGUGCAAAAAGUGCCUGCUGGUAUUUCAAAGAUAUUACGAGCUUAUACGCCAUCAGAAGACCCAUUGUUUCAAAGAGGAGGACGCCAAGAGGAGCGCGCAAGCGCAAGCUGCGGCGGCUCAGGUCGCCGCGGUUCUCAGUUCCGAGGACAGUAACAGCAGCUCUACAACGACUACAAACAAUACGAUAGCUAACAAUAUGUCAACCGCGCCCGCGCUUACCGAACAGUUGCAGCAACCAUUGAGCACCGCCACGUCACCUCAUCAGCAUCAACAGCAACCCCUGUCUCAGACGCACCAACAGUCGCAACAGCAACAACAGCAGCAACAACAGCAGCAGCAACAGCAGCAGUCGCAAACCGAGUCGAAGGAAGGCAGUUUUCAAUGUGAUAAAUGCAACCUGAUGUUCGGUCGAUUCGAACUUUGGCGCGAACAUCAGCUAAUACAUAUCAUGAACCCGACCUUGUUCCCUUCGGCGUACCCACCUGACUCACCCUUUGGAAUCUUGCAGCAACAAGCACUUAAUGCUAACCAGAGCUCUGGAGUUGCAUCGGACAGUCCACAUUCACUCAUCAGCAUGAUGCAGAAGAGGAAGUUCGAGGAUCCCGAGGAGGGAACGGGCAGCGAUAAUCGUUCGAAUUCGGAACACAGUGAGCAACCUAAAGAUAAGCGUUUACGUACCACAAUACUUCCGGAACAGUUAGACUAUCUCUAUCAGAAAUAUCAGAUCGAGUCUAAUCCAUCGAGAAAAAUGCUGGAGACGAUCGCCCGCGAGGUCGGCUUGAAGAAGCGUGUAGUGCAGGUGUGGUUCCAAAAUACGCGUGCCCGCGAACGCAAGGGCCAAUUUCGCGCCCACAGUCAAGUUAUCAAUAAGCGCUGUCCAUUCUGCCCGGCGCUAUUUAAAGUAAAAUCUGCUUUAGAAUCUCACCUUAGCAGCAAACACGCCGAUCAGGUGGCUCGCGGCGAAGUGAACAUCGACAACAUCCCGGACGAAGAGCUCUCGAUGGAAUCUGUUCCUUCCAAUUCUAGCACUCCUCACAUGAUGCCGCCGUUGUUUCCGCCUAUCAACAACAGCGACAUGGAGGCAUCUUUUAAAUCCUUGAAAUAUUAUGAGGAAAUAAAGCGAUACUUCAGCGACAUACAGGCACACAACAGUAACGGAAAACAAGAAACGGCAAAUCAUCAAGCCAGCGGGAACAGCGGCGAGUCACCGUUAGAUCUGAGCAAACCAGUCGAUCUCAGUCGGCCAAUGAAACUGUGUUUGAGCAACUUCAGCAGUCUUCUCGAGGAGCAACACGGCACCCACUUCCGUGGCAGCAGCGAUUGCGGACCUCUGACUGACCUAUCCGAACGUAGCAUCUGCGAUGACGACAGCAUGAGCGAAACCACCGAGUUUUUGGAUGAUGAGAGCGGUCCAGCAAGUCCAGCCUCGAGCACACAGAGCUCAAGACAAGGGCCCGCCAGCGCAAAUACCGGGAACACGUCCGGAACGCCAGUAACCGGUGGACAAUCCGGCGGCAAUACCGGUCAAUCCGGCGGCAAACGAUAUCGCACGCAGAUGUCGGCUACUCAGGUGAAGGUGAUGAAGUCGCUCUUCUCGGACUACAAAACACCGACGAUGGCCGAAUGCGAGAUGCUCGGCCGUGAGAUCGGCCUUCCGAAACGGGUGGUCCAGGUGUGGUUCCAGAAUGCCCGCGCUAAGGAGAAGAAGGCCAGGUUAGCGGCUGGUUUGCCGGCCGAAGGCUCAGCCGUUCAACCGCAUCGCGGCCCGACCGGACCAGACGAGUGCAGACUGUGCUCUGUACGCUACUCGGCCAAGACGCCGCUGCAGGAGCAUGUCUUCUCGCGGCGGCACAUCGAGUCGGUGCGCGUCGCCGUCGAGGAAGGCAGUUUGGUGCCGCCGACUCCUGGGGCACCGAUCGUACCCAGCGGCAGCGGUGCCGCCGGCGUGCCCGGUAUCGGCAAUUCGCCGGUCAUCACCACGGCCAGUCAACAAGUCAAUCAGCAGCAACAACAGCAGUCGGAUGAAAACAUGAUGUACGGAUCCGUGUUUCUUCAUCCCACGGCAAUGUUCCAGUCACAGCAACAGCAGCAGCAGCAUCCCGCCACCGCUGCGGCCAGUGCAACUAAUACUACGGCCGUAGCGGCUGCGGGCUUGAGCGGCGGUCUACUCGGGAGCGCUAUGAUGCCGCUGCACGUGGAGGGUGGCGCACAGGUGCAGGUGCCGCGGGCCCUGAUGCAAGCGUUCCUGCAGCAGGAUCCGAAUCAUCCGGGCCUGGAGACGGUCCGUUUGCCGGCCCCGUCGUGCGGUGCCGACGAGAACGGACUGUCCCAGCACUGUCGCGAGGUGGAGACCGAGCUGUGUCUCGUCUGUCGCCGUUGCGGCCGCGCGUAUCCGCAGGAGUCGUCGCUGCUGGCGCAUCAGCGAUCCUGCUACCUAGGCAAUCAGCAGCGUCGUGGCGCUCUGCGCCUCGUGCAGGUGCGUUACGCCUGCUCGUUGUGUGAGUCCGGCAUAUCAACGCGCACCUACACAACCGUAAGCGAGUGGCGUCGUCAUGCAGAGACGCUACAGCACCGGGCGCGUCUCGAGGCUGUCCAAGAACGCCAACAGCAGCACCAGCAACAACAGCAGCAGCAACAAUAUGACGGCGGCGCGCAAUCCGGGGAGGAGACAAACCCGCUUACCGACGAGAUGGAGGACGUUGUCAAUCAGAUCACCCUAUUGGCAGCUCGAGCGGCCGCCGAGAGCACGACUGGUCAGUCACAGGCCAGUGACAGGGCCGGGCAGGACAACAACAAUGGACCCGAUGCCAAACGGCAGAAGCUGAUGCAAGAAGUCACCGCCCUCGCAGGCGCACGUUAAACGCCACCAAACCGAGCUCGGGGACUGAUCUACCAUCUCUCUCAAAGGCAGGGAAGUUGCGCGCGAAAAAUGGCACCAAAUAACAAUAGAAAGAAACUGCAAGAGUAAAAUAUAAGAGAAGAUGGGCGGAGGAGGGAAAGACGAGAACCUAUGGACGUCGCUUGGAGGAGGUCGGACUCGAGGACGUCGCAGUGAACGAGCCAAUGUUCCUAACCGGCGAUGAACGGGCAGGCACGGGUGUCCAUCUCGACGGAGCACCCCGUCGGGGGCAUUUGCCCCGUGGCGGUAGGAGAGGGGGCAGGAAAGGGAGGCACAUUACUCAGGCACGAACGGCGGACGAUCAUUCGUUUUCUCUCUUAAUUUCGUCGUUUAUGCACCGCCAGCACACAACCAUCCUCCACCGCUUCCCUGCCCCCUAGCCCCGCGCCCCCGAUUCGCCUAUUAUUUUUGUAACGCGAAUCCCGCGCAGCGCGCGCCGUGAAGAUGCGCGCUCUCCAAAGUUCCUCUCGUAGCACGAAAAAAAAAGAAAAAGAAAAAAAGAUUAUUAAAUUAAAAAAAGAAAGGUGGCAAAAGAAUAGAGAGACUCGACGAAGACGAGCUAGUCUGGUGGAAUCGACUGGAGAACGAUCGAACGAACGAGAAAUCCUCCUUGCUGGGUAGCCAACAAUCGGUCGAUCGGUCGAUCAGUCAGCGGCUCGAUCGGAUCGAGCCGAUUUUUGGGUGCACGUCUCGGAACGAUGUGCGCGAUACGUUUCCAGGAGAGGAGAGUACGGGAAGUUCCGGAGGGAAAGUGCGUCGUGCGACGCGGAACGACACGCGUCGAGGUGGGCUAACUUAAACGUUCCUAUGUAAAGUAAUAAUAAAGAUUUAAAGCAGAGUUACUAAGAAAAAAAAGAAAAAGAAGCAGGAAGAUAAAAGCGGACGCUAUUAGGCGCGGCGUAGUAGGGUAGAUGGUGCGCGGCGCGCGAAACUGAAAACGCCGCCAUCGUUACGAAUACGUACGUACAUAUUCAUAUAUAUAUAUAUAUACAUACAUCUAUAUAUAUAUACACAUAUACAUAUAUAUAUAUAUAUAUAGAUAUCUGACUGUCUCUAUCACUCUCUUUCUCAUUUUGACGCGCGUGUGCACGUGGCUUUCCACGGACCUGUGUGUAUGUGGACCUGCGCGUGUGCGGGUGUGUAUGUGUGCGUGCAUGCGUGCGUACGUGCAUGCGUUGUGUAUGUAUGUGUGUCGCGAAUCGUUCAGCGACUUCGACGGCGAUCGUGGAAAAGGUAAUAAAAAGAGGAACGCUUUUCGGGAAAGCGACAAAGAAGGAUAAUUCAAGAAGCAUACACACACACACACACACACACACACACACGAUACUCUUUCUCUGCAAUUUUCUCUGCCAUUCACAAAUACUUACAUACAUAUAAACAGGUAACGCACACACAACACAACACACACACACAUGACAGACGCGCACUGUACACACGUGCACAACGGGCUUGGCACGUACGUUUUUUUUUACGUUAUUUCCCAUAAUUUGAUAAAAAAGAAAAACGUAAUAAGAUGGCGGACGGAAGGGAAAACGACGGUAUAUAAGGCGGCAUAAUAAACCCCCGGUGUGCCCGUCAUCGUCACGAUUCGCGUGCACGAACGAGCAAGCAAGACCCAGAAACAUGGUUCCUAUAUUUAAUAAAUUAUAUUUAUUACGCUAAACAAAUGAUUAGUAACAACGUUAAUGAUAAUAAUAAUAUUAAUAAUAAUAAGAGUAAUAAAAUAAUAAUAAUGAAACUAGUAAUAAUAAUGAUAGUAAUAACGAUAGGUAUUAGAGGGCUGUCGGUAGCUAUAACGAUUAUCGCUAAGCAAAGCUCGAUAAUCGAACAACCGAUUGACACACAUCGACGCACGGGAUGGGGGAUAAUAGGAGGGUGGCCCGGCACCAUAGAAUCUUACCUCUAUGUCCUCUGACUUUGCUCUCCCUCUUUUCCACAGUCUCGCGCGAGCAAAUAAAAGAAUAGAGCGGUACACGUACAAGAACCGAACUGUAUUGCAAACGUCUGGAAAUCAAACUCAAAUCGUAUACGCACGUGCAACGUAGCAUAAGUGAACACUACGACUCUUUAUUUGAUCUUUAUUCGUGAACAGAUAAUCGGCCAAAUAUUGUACUGGGUGAAAUCUAAACACUCUAGUGAUGUAAUCUGGAAUUUUUUAAUAGAACAAGGUGAAUUUUUUAAAUUUAGAUACGGCGGUUAUAUAGGGAUAAAAAUUUCAAAAAUCUCGCGCAUUUAGACGAAAAUAUUUUAGAAAUACAAACAUCGUCCCGGAUCAUAGGUUGGGGAAGAGGGAGGAGAAAGAAAAUUGCACCGUUUCGAACAGCAACAAAAGGGUGUAAAAUCGAGAACGACAAAGAAUUCACUACUAGCUGUAAGUUACGGAUAAAUUACGAUUAAACUAUAGAAUAUAAGGGGAAAGAGGGUGAGGAGGAUGGGUACAUGCGCGUCGAUAGAAACGAUACAUAGACACACAAACACACACUCUCACGCAUAUAAGUAUAUAUACAGAAGAGAAGUAUGUAUAUAUAUAUGAAAA